Messenger RNA from Physcomitrium patens, 1540 nucleotides. RefSeq lists its product as uncharacterized. NCBI's taxonomy places the organism in Eukaryota, Viridiplantae, Streptophyta, Bryopsida, Funariales, Funariaceae. The record is from RefSeq and is a predicted model, not a curated record.
CCAUAUUGCUGUACCGUGGAUUGGUGGAAUGCAGCACACUUUGCACUUCGCCCUCCAUCCAGACUUGUCACUACUGGCCUUGCUGCUCAAUCGUCUCUCCUCUUCACUGCUCCGCGAUUUCACCCCACUCUCUCAUUUGCACACGUCCCUGGUUCUCAUCACUGCCCCAUCAGAUUUUUUGAGUUCACCCUGAAUACGACGAAUCUUCCGAUUACGCUGAAGGUGAGUGCUCCAUUAGAAGCAUGGAGAUUGCUGUGAAGUUGUUGGGGGUGGAGUUUCUCUUGGACGUUUGCUCGUUCCCAGUGCCGUAAUACGACGUUUGUCCUGGCCUGAGGGAAGUUCAGGAGGGGUGCACCCGCAGCGCCUAAAGAAUUAUGUGAGAGUUUUAGUGUAUUCUGCUGGUAAUUACUCGCAGUAAUGGCUGUAACGGCUGCAAUGGCUGCGAGGCUGACUGUAUCGAUUCCGUUGUCUUCUCUAUCCUCAACACCCCGGCAAGGCCUCCACACCCUCCCUGCAGCCUCCCGUAUUGCCUUCUGGAGGUCCGGCUUGAUAGAAAAUGUAGGUUCUGCGUCGAGGUUCACUUUGUUGCACUCUACAGCUACUUGGGUUCGACAUCCCAAACCGAACCGUUUUCUGCGAGCUGCUCAAUCGAGUACCGACAAUAAGAAUGCGAAGGACGAUAAUCUUGAAAUAACGAAGCAGAGGCUUCAGGAGUUAUCGGCAAGCUUGGUGCUACCUGCCAACUACUUUGAGAGGUUGCCCAGUGACCUGCGGGUAGAUUGUAAAGAUGCAGCAUUCGCACUGUCAAAUGGAGCCCUCAACGACGAGUGUGGGGAGCAAGCAGGAGACUUGCUGAUGCAAUUAUCACGAACAUGGGAGAGGUGUGACACUUCAGCCGCUGCGGCUGUUGCUAAACAACUCCCAACGCUCUUGGACAAACUACCGAAUCAAUCAAGCUCGCAAUCUGUCGGAAGACGUUUCGUUCGUGCGGGAAGGUUCUUCACUGCAACAGGGCAGUAUGAAAACGGAGAACUUCUCAAGAUUGGAAAAGCUUUAACUGCUGCAGGAGAAGCCUUUUCUGUUGGUGAUCUUCCAGUUACGGAGACACCUGUGGCUACUACCAAAGCCUUCAAGUUUGGAGACCUUCAAUUGGAAAUCACAGCGCAGAAGGCUUACUUCGGAGCUGCGGUGUCCGUCGUCUUUGGACUGUUGUCAUGGCAAUUGACUUCUGGUCUGCAAAACCAAUCAGACAACUCAUUGCAGUUUGCAAACGACAACGCAUUCCUCCUUGCAACGUCACUGCGAGGAGCUUUGCUGGCAGCCGGUUAUUUCUGUGCUGUGCUAUCAGCACUUACUAUGGUUGGUCUUCUUGUCUUGGCAAGCACAAUUGGCAAAGAAGAGAAAUAGUGACACUAUUCAGCAGCCCAGAAAAUUAAUGACAAUGAAGAAUCUUUCCAGCAAUGAAUAAUUUUGAUUUGCUAGAAAUUGCCAACAAUUGUGUGCCUGAAAAUAAGCUGUGGAUUUUCUUGUACUCGAUCGA